Messenger RNA from Corylus avellana, 2643 nucleotides. The record is from RefSeq and is a predicted model, not a curated record. Lineage: Eukaryota; Viridiplantae; Streptophyta; Magnoliopsida; Fagales; Betulaceae.
UCAACGUUGAAUAAAAACUGCAGCAAUGCCUUAGCACCAAAGGGCGAAGGCCCAAGACUCACUCAAUCUUUCUCUCCUCUACUGUAUAUAAUGGUCCAGCAUUUGAAUAUUUGAAUUUCCAGCCAUUUCUUCUUUAACUGUUACAUGGGUGUGAGUGCAGCCUCUGUACUCAACCGUCUUCUGUACAGUCGAACCCACAAGUUCCAAACCCAACCCGGCAGCGCCAGAGCCUUGACCAAAGCAAUCCGAUCUCACCUCGUAGCGGGUCGUCUCCGAGAAGCCGUUUCUGUUCUCUUUGCUGCUCCAGUACCCGUCUCUUAUCCCCUUUACGCGCGUCUCUUCCGAAUCUGUUCUACAAAUCUAGCCAUCGUCGAGGUCCGGAAGGUCGAGUCCCAUUUGGUCACGUUCUCUCCCACACCGCCGGUCUUUCUCUUGAACCGGGCAAUCGAGGCAUAUAGCAAAUGUGGAUGCUUGGUGGAUGCAAGGGAGCUGUUUGAGGAAAUGCCUCAUAGAGAUGGGGGAUCUUGGAAUGCUAUGAUUACAGCGUACGCACGAGGUGGGUGCCCUGAGAAGGCAUUGUCAUUGUUUUCAGAGAUGAAUAGAUCGGGAGUAUUUGCGAGUGAGGUCACGUUCGCCAGUGUUCUUGGGUCUUGCGGUGCGGUUUUGGCGCUCUCUCUUUUGAGACAAAUUCAUGGCCUUAUUAUGAAAUAUGGGUUUUCUGGGAAUGUAAUUUUGGAGAGUUCACUUGUUGAUGUAUAUGGGAAAUGUCAGUUUAUUAAUGACGCACGCAGAAUGUUUGAUGAGAUCAAGAAUCCAACUGCUGUUUCUUGGAAUGUGAUUGUGAGGCGGUAUCUGGAUAUGGGUGAUGGAAAAGAGGCAGUAUUUAUGUUUUUCCAUAUGUUUCGGUCAGCUGUUCGGCCUUUGAAUUUUACAUUCUCUAAUGCAAUUAUUGCUUGUUCAAGUAUAUCUGCACUAGAGGCGGGGAUGCAAAUUCAUGGAGUUGCAAUUAAAAUGGGUUUUGAAAAUAACGAGGUUGUUUCAAGCUCUCUUAUGGAUAUGUAUGUCAAAUGUGGAAAAUUAGAGAAUGCUCGUGGGGUAUUUGAACAGCCAGGUUCAAAAGAUUUGAUUUCUUGGACUUCAAUUGUGUCAGCGUAUGCAAUGAGUGGGAAAACUGGGGAGGCAAGGGUGCUUUUUGAUCGGAUGCCUGAACGCAAUGUGAUUUCCUGGAAUGCUAUGUUGGCAGGGUACACCCGUUCCCUCCAAUGGGAGGAGGCCUUGAAUUUUGUAUUUUUGAUGCGCAAUACAACUAAGCACAUUGACCAUGUCACGCUUGGGUUGAUACUAAACGUGUGUGCUGCCCUUUCAGAUGUUGAAGUGGGAAAACAGGCUCAUGGUUUCGUCUACCGAAAUGGUUUCCUUUCCAAUCUUGUUGUUGGCAAUGCCCUUCUUGACAUGUACGGUAAAUGUGGGAACUUGAGAAGUGCCAGGGUUUGGUUUUACCAAAUAUGUCAAUGGAGGGAUAGUGUUUCUUGGAAUGCUUUGUUGACUAGCUAUGCUCGUCAUGGCUUGAGUGAACAAGCUAUGGCAAUUUUCUCAGAGAUGCAGUGGGAGACAAAACCAAGUAAGUUUACAUUUGGAACUCUUUUGGCAGCUUGUGCAAAUACCUUUGCUCUUGAGCAUGGCAAACAAAUUCAUGGAUUUAUGAUUAGACAUGGUUAUGAGAUGGAUAUUGUGAUCAGAGGAGCGUUAGUAGACAUGUACUCAAAAUGUCGCUGUCUUCUGUAUGCUCUCACGGUUUUUAAAGAGACAGGUUCGCGGGAUGUGAUUCUUUGGAACUCCGUAAUUUUUGGAUGUUGUCACAAUCAAAGAGGUAGGGAGAUACUUGAAUUGUUCGGAUUAAUGGAGGAGGAAGGUAUAAAGCCAGACCAUGUCACCUUUCAAGGCAUUUUGCUUGCUUGUAUAUAUGAAGGCCUAGUUGAGUUGGGAACGCGGUAUUUUAAUUCAAUGAGCAAUGAGUAUUGUGUCAUGCCUCGGUUGGAGCACUAUGAGUGUAUGAUUGAACUCUAUUGUCGGUAUGGACACAUGGAUGAGCUUGAGAAUUUUGUUAAGAGUAUGGCAUUUGAACCAACUGUUCCAAUGUUGACAAGAAUCUUCCAUGCUUGUAGAAAAUAUGGGUACUUGAGGUUGGGAGAAUGGGCUGCUGAACGACUUAGUGAAUUGAAUCCUUCAAUUCCAUUAAAAUUCCAGAUUAUGGAUAAAGAGAGGUAGUAAUCACUCUAAGUGCAGAUUUAAAGGAGCUGCUCCCGCAUUUUGGGUUCUGAGUCCUAAAUUGCAAUUUGUAGAUAGAGCUCAGGCAGCUGAAUCAAGAAAAGUGAGCACCACCACGUCGUCCAGCACGGCCACUAAGAGAGAAGAUAGAAGAGAAAGAGUGAACCAAGCCCAACAUUAUAGCCAUCUGGCCUCUCUUGGGUAUAUCAGACGGCCGGAAAACCUCCGACACAAGUUCCCUCCGUUGAUCACUUCCCUUCUUGCACCUGCCAUCUCUCCCUCUUUGCUUAGAAGCUCUUCAAAGAAUGUCAAAUGGGUCGCUCUCUCUUUGCUGUAUAGAGAAGAGCAAAGGGAUGGUUUGGUGAAAGACUUUGA